UGUCGCAGGUGCAUGUGUAAACAGUGACAUUAAAAGGACAGCUUUGAGAUCCCCCUGUGUGUUUUCAGGGACUGCGGGGCUUGAGGGGCAGGAAUGAAUGGACACAGCAGCGAGUGUAGCCGAGUGAAUCCGAAAAUCCUGCUGACCGACCUGUAUGCGUUUUCUCUACCGAGGCAGGGAAAGAAUCGUGACUGUGACUGGAGAGACGUAACUACCCCCUGCCUUCCACAGCUCCUUCUAUGGAGACUUACUAAUCAACUUGCAAGAGAGAAAUUAACUUGCAAGAGAAGACAUAACGUUUCUUGUCGUCUUGUGGCGUGCAGGGAGCGACAGUGAACACUUGAGCUGACGUUAACCCGUUAGCAGCGAGACUCGCGCGCUGCCACGAAUAGAUCCAGUAUCCACGACCCCGGUCUGCAGCCCGGAUAGAGCCGCGUGCUCCUCUGGCACUGGAUUCCUAUCUUUGCCCCCUUUUCCUUUACUUUCCGGGUUGGUUCUAACUCUUGUGUUUUGUGGCUGGUAAUUACAUGAAGUGGAUUUUUGUGCUCGCGACAGCCUGAAGACGGGACUAACGUCAGCGGUUCACAGAGGGAGAGAAAUGCCAACGGCGGUGACAAAGAGGAGAUUCAGUGCACAGCAAAAUUGUCUCUCAUUGGUCAAGAUUCAAAAAGGUGUUAGUUUUUGAUCCUGUCAGAGUGGGACGUGUCUAGCAGGGGACCGAGGAGGGAGCAGUGCCAACUUAGAACAUGGUGCCUAAUACUCAGCUGGCAGUACCCCUCCUGCCCAGAGGGGAGUUGCUGUUUCUGCUUCUACUCAGCUGCAUGGUGUUCUCUUCUCUAGCAGACAGCUUGCCAAGUUUUGUCAAAUCCCCAGAGGAUCAGACGGGCAUCUCGGGCGGAGUUGCCUCGUUUGUGUGCCAGGCCACCGGGGAGCCCAAACCCAGAAUCACCUGGAUGAAGAAAGGCAAGAAAGUCAGCUCCCAGCGCUUUGAGGUGAUUGAAUUUGAUGACGGCUCAGGCUCUGUACUGCGGAUCCAGCCACUGCGCACACAUAGAGAUGAAGCCAUUUACGAGUGCACAGCCACCAACAGUGCUGGCGAGAUCAACACUAGUGCCAAGCUCACAGUGCUUGAAGAACACCAGGUCCCCCAUGGCUUCCCUACCAUUGAUAUGGGUCCCCAGCUUAAGGUGGUUGAAAAGACCAGAACUGCCACCAUGCUGUGUGCAGCCAGCGGAAACCCGGACCCAGAGAUCUCCUGGUUCAAGGACAUGCUUCCUGUGGACAUCAGCAGCAGCAACGGGCGCAUCAAACAGCUUCGCUCAGGUGGGACGCCAAUUAGAGGAGCUUUGCAAAUUGAGAACAGCGAGGAGUCCGACCAGGGGAAAUAUGAAUGUGUUGCCAUGAACAGUGCCGGAACCCGUUACUCGGCUCCUGCCAAUCUCUACGUGAGAGUGCGAAGAGUGCCACCCAGAUUCUCCAUUCCGCCCACCAACCAAGAGGUGAUGCCAGGUGGCAGCAUCAACUUGACAUGCGUAGCAGUGGGCUCUCCGAUGCCCUAUGUAAAGUGGACUAUGGGCCAGGAGGAGCUGACCAAGGAGGAAGAAAUGCCACUGGGACGCAAUGUGUUGGAGGUCAUCAACAUCCGUGAGUCAGCCAACUACACCUGCGUGGCUAUGUCCUCUCUGGGCAUGAUUGAAGCUACAGCUCAGGUUACUGUCAAAGCCUUGCCAAAACCCCCAACCUCCCUCAUUGUGACUGAGACCACCGCCACAAGCGUGACACUCACCUGGGACUCUGGCAACCCAGAACCCGUUUCUUACUACAUGAUCCAAUACAGAGCCAAGUCCUCAGACAAUGGCUUCCAGGAAGUGGAAGGUGUUGCCACCACCCGUUACAGCAUCGGCGGACUUAGCCCCUACUCUGAGUAUGAGUUUCGUGUCAUGGCUGUCAACAACAUUGGCCGUGGGCCACCCAGUGACCCUGUGGAGACACGCACCGGUGAGCAGGCCCCCUCCUCACCACCUCUACACGUCCAAGCCCGCAUGCUGAGUGCCAGCACAAUGCUGGUCCAGUGGGAACCUCCUGAGGAGCCCAACGGGCAGAUCAGGGGCUACCGGGUCUACUAUAGCUCAGAUCUGACGGCUCCACUCAGCGCCUGGCAGAAACACAACACAGAUGACAGCAGUCUGACUACCAUCUCAGGCCUGACUCCUGAUAUCACCUACAGCCUCAGGGUGCUGGGCUUCACCUCUGUAGGCGAUGGGCCACCUUCUGACAUCCUGCAAGUCAAAACCCAGCAGGGAGUCCCCGCCCAGCCAUCCAGCUUUGAGGCCGAAGCUGAGCUGGACACCCGCAUCAUGCUAACAUGGCUGUGGCCUGUGCAGGACCCCAUCACUAAGUAUGAGCUGCAGUACUGGGAAGCCGGGUCAGACAAUAAGAUUCAUGUGACCUUCAACCCAGCAGGCUCCUAUGCUGUAGAGGGUUUAAAGCCUGACACCUUGUACCGUUUCUCCCUGGCAGCCCGUUCUGAGAUGGGGUUAGGUGUCUACACCCAGCCCAUUGAGGCCCGCACCGCUCAGUCCACCCCAUCUGCCCCCCCUCAGGAGGUACAGCUGGUCAGCCUGAGCUCCACUAGCCUCAAGGUGAGUUGGGUGGCACCGCCCGCUGCUAGCCGCCAUGGUGCCAUUGUGCGUUACACAGUCAGCUACCAAGCCCUAGCUGGAGAGGACACGGAGCGGCAUGAGGUGCCAGGCAUCGGCGCAGAUGCCACCAGCUAUGUGCUGGAGGGUCUGGAGAAGUGGACUGAGUAUCAGGUGUGGGUGAGGGCACACACUGAUGUGGGACCAGGCCCUGAGAGUGCCCCAGUGAGGAUGAAAACCAAAGAGGAUGUGCCGGGUGCCCCCCCCAGGAAGCUGGAGGUUGAGGCCAUAAACUCCACAGCCAUCAGAGUCACCUGGAAGCCACCCCUGCAGGGGAAGCAGCACGGCCAAAUCAGAGGAUAUCAAGUCAUCUUCUCCCGGCUUGAAAACGGAGAACCUCGAGGCCAGCCCAACAUUAUGGAUGUUGCGUUGCCAGAGGCACAGUGGAAUAUUGAAGAGUCCACCGAGCAUGAGGCCAUUAUUGGUGGACUGCAGUCAGAAACCACCUACUCUGUCACUGUAGCUGCAUACACCACCAAGGGAGACGGAGCUCGUAGCAAAGCUAAAGUCAUCACUACGACGGGAGCAGUGCCAGGCAAACCCACUAUGAUGAUCAGCACCACCAUGGGCAACACAGCAUUGAUCCAGUGGCAGCCACCUAAGGAGAUGGUGGGUGAGCUAAUGGGCUACCAGCUGCAGUACAAGCGCACUGAUGAAGAAACCUAUACCUCACGUGAACUCAGAAAGACCGACGACCACUACACUGUCACUGAGCUGCACAAAGGUGCCACUUAUGUCUUCCGCCUCAGUGCCCGUAAUCGUGCAGGCAUUGGCGAGGCCUACGUAAAGGAGAUCAGCACCCCAGAAGACGUGCCCUCAGGUUUCCCGAUCAACCUGCAAGUAACAGGACUGACCCAGUCCAGCACUCAGUUGGCCUGGGAGCCCCCGCUGCCGGCAGAAAGGAACGGCAAAAUCAUAUACUAUGUGGUGGUCUACAGGGAUAUUAACAGUCAGCAGAACAGCACCAACCGCACGGCCGAUACACACAUAACUAUCCAGGGCCUUAAUCCUGACACUACUUAUGACAUCCGGGUGCAGGCGUUUACCAGCAAGGGCGGGGGACCCCUCAGCCCCAGCAUUCAGAGCAGGACCAUGCCGAAUGGUAGGACAACUGAUUUUCCCACCCUAAACUUUGGUGUCAAAGCUGUCAUGAAAACAUCUGUCCUUCUCACCUGGGAUUUGCCUCCAAACUACAAAUCCCAAGCACCUUUUAAGAUCUUGUACAACCAGCAAAGUGUAGAAGUGCAGGGAAACCUGAAGAGGAAGCUGAUCACACAGCUGCAGCCAGACACGGACUACUCUUUCGUACUGACAAGCAGGGGCAACAUUGCUGGAGGUCUACAGCAGCAGGUGUCCAUCCGUACUGCCCCCGACCUGAUCCAAACCAAGCCCAGCACACAGCAGGUUCAGGAUGGCAAAAUGACCAUCAAACUUCCCAAGGUCCACACAACAGCACGUGUCAGGUGGUACUACAUUGUAGUGGUGCCGGGAUCCCAGUUGACGCGACGGUGGAAGAGUCCAGACGAGAUGGACCUGGAUGAGUUACUCAAGUCAAGUGAAAACCCUGUCCUGAGGCGCCGGCGUCACCUGGAUUCUUCCAAGCCUUACAUUGCUGCCAAGUUGGACACACUGCCGGCCACCUUCGUUCUGGGUGAUGAGAAGAUGUACCACGGUUUCUACAACAAGCCCCUAACCAUUCAGGAGUACCUCUGCUUUGUCCUGGCCGUAAUCCGAUACGAAGGGUCAGACAGCACUGCUAAUUAUAGGACAUUUUCUGCGAGUCCCUACUCAGACCCGAUCCUCGUCCCGACAAAUCUGCCUCUAGGUGGGGAGCAGCCUGAAAUGUUGUGGGUCAUGGGCCCGGUGUUGGCCGUGGUCCUCAUCAUCAUCAUCGUCAUUGCCAUCCUGCUCUUUAAGAACAAACAGGAAAGGAAACGAGCAUCACCCCUACCCAAAGAUGACCACUCAGGUGGGGUGAAAGAUUCCCUGCUGGCCAACUCCUCCGACCCUGUGGAGAUGAGAAGACUCAACUACCAGACCCCAGGUCCCAGCACUCAUCGCUGCCCCAACACUCCAAGAAUGAGGGAGCACCCGCCCAUUCCUGUCAUUGACCUGGCUGACCACAUAGAGCGACUGAAGGCCAAUGACGGCCUCUGCUUUUCCCAGGAGUAUGAGUCUAUUGAUCCAGGCCAACAGUUUACCUGGGAGAACUCCAACAUGGAAGUAAACAAGCCAAAGAAUCGCUAUGCAAACGUCAUUGCCUAUGACCACUCCAGAGUGGUGCUCACCUCUGUUGAUGCUGUUCCUGGCAGUGACUACAUCAAUGCCAACUAUAUUGACGGCUACAGGAAGCAGAACGCUUACAUCGCCACACAGGGCCCGCUGCCCGAGACCCUGAGCGACUUCUGGAGGAUGGUGUGGGAGCAGAGAUCCAACACCAUUGUCAUGAUGACCAGGCUGGAGGAGAAGUCACGGGUAAAGUGUGACCAAUAUUGGCCUUCGCGAGGAACUGAGACCUAUGGGAUGAUCCAAGUCACCAUGCUGGACACUGUGGAGUUGGCCACUUACAGUGUCCGUACUUUCGCCCUCUACAAGAAUGGCUCCAGUGAGAAGAGAGAGGUGAGACAGUUCCAGUUUAUGGCCUGGCCAGAUCACGGGGUGCCAGAGUACCCCACACCCAUCCUGGCCUUCCUGCGACGGGUAAAGGCUUGCAAUCCUCCAGAUGCAGGGCCCAUGGUGGUCCACUGCAGUGCUGGCGUGGGCAGGACUGGCUGCUUCAUCGUGAUCGAUGCCAUGCUGGAGCGCAUGAAGCACGAGAAGUCUGUAGACAUCUAUGGCCAUGUGACGUGCAUGCGCGCCCAGAGGAACUACAUGGUCCAGACCGAGGAUCAGUACAUCUUCAUCCACGAAGCCCUGCUGGAGGCCGCCACCUGCGGCAACACUGAGGUGCCAGCUCGAAACCUGUACGCCCACAUCCAGAAACUCACCCAACCUCCACCCGGCGAGACGGUUACUUCCAUGGAGCUGGAAUUCAAGAGACUGGCCAACUCCAAAGCACACACAUCACGAUUCAUCAGCGCCAACUUACCCUGCAACAAGUUCAAGAACCGCCUGGUCAACAUCAUGCCUUUUGAGUCCACCCGUGUCUGCCUGCAGCCCAUCCGUGGCGUCGAGGGCUCUGACUACAUCAACGCCAGCUGCAUUGAUGGCUACAGACAGCAGACGGCCUACCUGGCCACACAGGGCCCACUGGCCGAGACCACAGAAGACUUCUGGCGGAUGUUAUGGGAGCACAAUUCCACCAUCGUCGUCAUGCUCACAAAACUACGAGAGAUGGGACGGGAGAAGUGCCAUCAGUACUGGCCAGCAGAGCGUUCAGCCAGGUACCAGUACUUUGUGGUGGAUCCAAUGGCUGAGUACAACAUGCCCCAAUACAUCCUCCGAGAGUUCAAAGUCACAGAUGCCAGGGAUGGUCAGUCCAGAACAAUCCGCCAAUUCCAGUUCACUGAUUGGCCUGAGCAAGGAGUGCCAAAAACUGGAGAAGGCUUCAUUGAUUUCAUUGGACAAGUGCACAAAACCAAGGAACAGUUUGGACAGGACGGACCAAUCACUGUACACUGCAGUGCUGGGGUGGGCAGGACCGGCGUCUUCAUCACCCUCAGCAUCGUGCUGGAGAGGAUGAGGUACGAGGGCGUGGUUGACCUCUUCCAGACAGUGAAGACACUUCGCACCCAGCGGCCUGCAAUGGUGCAGACUGAGGACCAGUACCAGCUGUGCUACAGGGCAGCAUUGGAGUACCUGGGGAGUUUUGACCACUAUGCAACGUAACCACUCCCACCGAGCAGCCUCCCUGGUCAAACCUCUCAGGAGUGUGCCAAGUGUCCCAUCUCAGCCACCAUCCACUCACUUGACCCCCUUCAAAUCCAACCCCUCACAGCUACCAGAGGGGAGGAAAAAGGGAUGUGCUCACAGAUCUGGCAACGGGUUCAACCAAUCACAGAGAUCCAUGCCGACUUAAUUAACCAUGAGAUUUUGCUUUAAAAACAACAAUAGAGACAAUAUGACAACUAUGACAAAUAUGACAGCUCUUGUACAGAUGCGACAGUGCAGACUGGCAGCUCGCCUGUCUGCUCUGUUGAAGCCAAACCUUCCUGAUUGUCAAAGGCUACUGGUAGCACAAAGAGAGCAUUCUCUCUGUUGUUAAAGUUUUAUUGUCAGUCUAAUGUUGCAUUAUGUUAAAUGUCAUUGUUUAGUAUACUUUUUAAUGCUGUUAAUAAUCAUUUUAACAUCAGACUUUUCUUUUGUCUUAAACUGCCCAGCCACGGGUGUGCAUUACUUUCGUAUUCGGUACUUUCUUAUUUUUAUUUUAGGGUUCUUUAGCACAAGGGACAUGUAUUUUUAACAUGUUCCUAGUUACUACGUCAGGAGGACCACUGUUCUCUGAGCUGCUGUCAAAUUUGUGGUGUCACAUGACAUCAUUGUUUUAUUCAUAUUGUGUGUCAUAAACAUUGUUUUUGGUCUUACUCAGUUCAAGCCUUUUCACUUGCCGUUUACGAUACAAAUCUACAAAUUGAUUUUGGAGCACACACAUGAUAACAGUGUCCUUCUGUAAACAUGGUAGCUAGCUAAACAACAAGUGAAUUAGCUAACAAGAGACUAAAUCAGAGGUGUACAGAAAUGGAAAGCACAUGAUUUCUGUUUUUGUUUUGUUGCAUUUGUUUUGUUUGUUUUUCAUCAGAAGCCUAUGGCAUUGAGGCCUUCAUACUCCACAGCGGAGAACACACCUGGCGAAAACAGACUUUUAUACCCAAGGGGUUGUUGACAAGAAAUUAAACUGCCUGAUCUCAGAAUAUGGAUGCUCUUCAAGUCCCUCCCAUCUCUUCGCUGCCCAAUAGCCUGGUCAGAUUGCUGGAACUGGACCACACGCGCCAAAAGGAGCCGAAGUAGCUCGUAUGGGCUGAGAGCAGCGCUGGCACCUGUACAGAAUCAACCAUUCCUACCAGAGGGGAAGAGACUCAGCCCUUUGGACUGAACCCUGAUAUUAUUUUAUACAGAAA
This is a messenger RNA of Monopterus albus (swamp eel), 7756 nucleotides long. RefSeq names its product protein tyrosine phosphatase receptor type Fb (gene ptprfb). Bases 747 to 6527 code for a protein of 1926 amino acids. The record is from RefSeq and is a predicted model, not a curated record. The transcript has 37 exons. Gene Ontology annotation, biological process: protein dephosphorylation. Gene Ontology annotation, molecular function: protein binding; protein tyrosine phosphatase activity. NCBI's taxonomy places the organism in Eukaryota, Metazoa, Chordata, Actinopteri, Synbranchiformes, Synbranchidae.